Truncatella angustata is the source of this 1585-nucleotide messenger RNA. RefSeq names its product cytochrome P450. NCBI's taxonomy places the organism in Eukaryota, Fungi, Ascomycota, Sordariomycetes, Amphisphaeriales, Sporocadaceae. The coding region runs from base 41 to 1585 and encodes 514 amino acids. Gene Ontology annotation, molecular function: heme binding; iron ion binding; monooxygenase activity. The record is from RefSeq and is a predicted model, not a curated record. The transcript has 4 exons.
CUGUUUUAAGGAUCAGAUUACUCGGUAGACUAACAUCAGCAUGGCAAAUGAAAUAGGCUGGAUUUGCCUUUCCGCCAGGUCAGACUUUUGCACUGUUACAGUCAUAGUAUCGAUGUUGCUGAUGGUUAUUGUUUCUGCAGAUAUCAUCCACUCGUUAUACUUCCAUCCACUAGCCAAGUUUCCCGGGCCUAUGUUUGCGGCGGUAUCGCGGCUUCCUUUUGCGUUCUCGGCCGUGACUGGUUCAACAUACAAAUGGCUGGAUCGGCUCCAUGCCCAAUAUGGAGAAGUCGUGCGAAUUUCUCCCGGAGAGCUAUCGACAAUAUCUCCAGGAGCAUGGAAGGAUAUAUAUCUCACGCGUCCGCAAUUGAAGAAGGAUCCCUACAGUCAAACCCCGCCACUGAAUGGAGCGCAUUCCUUAUUCACAGCUCAUGGAGCUACACAUGCUCGCAUUCGAAGGCUAUAUGUCAAUGCCUUUACUGACAAGGCACUCAAAGAGCAAAACCCAAUUAUUGAGUCGCAUGUUCAGUUGCUCAUGCAACGAAUGAGACGUGAUAUCACAAGGGCCGAUAACAAUGUCAUCGACAUCGCCAAAUAUUACGGGUAUGCCGCGCUCGACAUUAUUGCCGACCUGACAUUCGGUGAGAGUUUCCAUGGAUUGGAAGGCGAGAAUGAGCACCAUAUGAUUGUCGGCAUUUUCCUUGGGGCUAAAUUUGGUGCGAUCAGAAACAGCCUGAGCCACUUCUAUCCGUUGGACCGUCUAUUUGGCAUGAUCUUCCUCAGACUAACUGCCAGGAAGAGGAAGCAGAAUUAUGAGUUCAAUGAGAAAGCUAUCAACAAGCGGCUUGCCAUGGGUGACUUGGGUUUUCAAAGGCAAGACUUUAUGUCUGCUUUAAUUGGAAAUGUCAACCCAGGGAAAGAAAAGGGUAUCACCCGGACAGAGCUUGACAGCAACUCGUUGGCCAUCAUUAUCGCUGGCUGCCAGCUCACAACGGUGGCUUUAGCCACAGCAACGUAUCUUUUGCUGAGAAAUCCAGUAACCUAUCAAUGUCUUCGUGAUGAGAUUCGACAAACAUUCCUCGAUGAGAAGGAGAUCGACAUCACAAAAACACAGUCACUGCCGUACCUCUCUGCUGUCAUAGAUGAGACUCUUCGCAUACACCAUCCUACUCCAAUUAAUCUGCCAAGAAUUGUGCCAGCAGGAGGGCUAACGAUAGACGGAACUUGGAUACCGGAGAAGACCGUGAUUGGCAUUGCGCUUCAGACUUCCCAGACCACACCUCUCUACUGGGAGGAUGCCUUGGGGUUUCAUCCAGAACGCUUUCUUUCACCGAACGACGGUCGGUAUGAAUCUCGAUUCAACAAAGACAAUAAAGAUGCAUUCCACCCUUUCUCCAUGGGCAACAGGAAUUGCUUGGGCGGGAAGGUUUUUCUAGCAGAAGCUAAAGUUAUCCUGGCAAAGACGAUUUUUGCGUUUGAUCUGUCGCUAUCAAAUCACGUGGCGAAUGAUUGGAUGGACCAGAAAGCCUUUCUCGUAUUCGAACCAAGCGAACUGUUGGUUCAGGUAAGAGAAAAGCAAGUUUUGUAA